AUGUCUUUUCGGUCGUGUUGUGCGUCUGUGCGCACGUCUUCGGUUAGCAUCAGCAGUGAUUCAGCAUCUAGGUCACGUCGAGAGUCGAGGUGCCAGUGAGACGCCAAGUUGUGAGACGCAAAUGAGAUCGUCUCUUCGAGCAGCAGCCCAAGGCUGCAAUCCAUCCAAGAGCCGCAGAGCAUUGAUUGCCUCUGCUACCGGGCCAUUGGCGGCGUGGAUGGGAGGACCCCCGACGUCGACAGCACCAUCGACUGGAGGUCCGCCUGUGCAUUCACCAUAUCCACAGGACAAGCCGCUCGUUUCGGUGCAUACUUCGCCACGUACCCCAACGACGAGGCCCUGUCGGUGGACGGGCCAUUCAUCAAGCGGAGGCUCCUCUCGGGCACGACGCCGCUGUUCCAGCAACCCAAGACCGACCCCGGGCGAGUGCGACUCAAGGACAGGGACGGCAAGAAGAAGGGCUGCAAACGCAAGCAGCCGCCAGGGGAGGAGGGCUCUGACCCAAAGAGCAACGGCGACGACGGGGAGAUGGCAGAUGGCUUUGAUGAUGAGAGGGGCACCGUCAGCGAAUGCGCAUAA
Molecule: messenger RNA, 579 nt
Organism: Vitrella brassicaformis
Lineage: Eukaryota; Vitrellaceae
Source: the annotation of a GenBank genome assembly